AUGUACAUUAAUUCAAUAUAUAGCACAGUUUUGUACAUAAUAUUACUCUCGCGGCACAUCGGAGUAGAUUGUCAAAACGCCGGAACAGGAGGAGGAUCCGGUUCCAACGUUCAGUUAGUUGACCUAAAUGUAGCAAACAAGGAGGACUCCACGGGAAUUAAAUAUGAGAGAGAUGACCAAAAUGAUCGAGAUCGAUUCACCGCUCAAACUGGUUAUUUAAUUAAAAAGGUAGUAAAGCGCGAAAAGACGGUCUUUGAAAUCACGAAUGGAAAAUAUCUCGACAGAGUUAUCAUAUAUAAAGACUCAGAAAAUCAAAGGAAAAUAAAGUUCCUCGCACCCGGAGAAGUAGAAACGUACGAUGAUAUCGGUACGCAACAAGCAUCGCAACCUCAAGCUCAGUUACAGGUACAGGCACAGGCACAGCCUACAGCACAGGCACAACAGUCAGCACAGCAACAACCUAGUUCACAAUCCAUUUCACUGCCACAGACAUAUGCUCAAGUUCAAACUGUGUCCGCACCUCGGCCUAAGCCACCGUCUCAACCAGCUCAACAAACAUCACAAGCUUUACCCCCUUUAGCUGCCGUACAACCACAACAAACUGCACAGACUAUACCUGUAUUACAACCUCAACAGACAUCACAAGCUAUUCCUAUUAUACCAGCUCAGUCAUCUCAAUCUGCUCAAGUGCAGUACAUUGACGUUAACCUUAAGCUUCAACAAAGCACCGAUUAUGUUGAUUACUACUAUUACACGACAGAGGAUGUUCAUAGAUUUGUAUGUAAAACGGGAUAUUUAAUACGGAAGCUAAUGAAGGACGAUAAACUCAUAUUUGAAUAUCAACAAGGUCACCCAGACAGAGCUAUCAUAUUUAAGGAUGAGAAUGGUAAGUCGGCAGUAAGGGGACUAGCUCCAGGAACUGUAGACCCAAAAGAGCCAACAUAUAUACCAUCAUCUCAAGGAAAUGAUCAGCAGACCGUGGCACAACCCCAAAAAGCACAACAACCAGAUCAAAGUACUCCCCAGUCACAGCAAAGUACGUCACAACCACAGCUUAUUGAACUUGAGCUUAACAACAGACAAAGCACAGAUCAGAUAUUAUAUGAAAAAAAUGAGUCGAAAGAAUGGGAAAGAUACACUUGUAAGCCAGGGUAUUUAAUUAAUAAAGUUUUAAAGAAUGGAAAAGUUGCCGGCGAGGCACAAAACAAUAAAUAUUUUAACAGAGCGGUAGUAUCAGGCCCAAAAGGUGAAAGACAAUUGACAUCGUUAUUACCGGAUGACAUUGACAAAACAUGUGAGGCAUUUGAACUAGAACUAAACACGAGGCAGACUACCGACAAAUACAUAUAUAAGAAGGAUCAAGCAACCAAUAGAGAAAAAUAUACAUGUAAAUCAGGAUAUUUAAUAUCAAAAGUUCUGAAAAAUAAUCAGGUAAUAUCGCAGCCUGAACAAAACGACUACUUUGACAGAGCAAUUGUAUAUAUAGACGAUCAGGGUAAAAAGCAGCUUAAGACGCUGUUUCCAGGUGAUAUUGACCAAGACGAUGCAGUUGAGCCAACAGCAAUUCACACAAUAGUUGCCGCAUCGGAAGGUGGAACAUCUGAUCAAGCAUCUGUACCAGCUUUGCCUGCACCGACUCAGCAACAGGUAGAAUCAGGAACUGAGCAAGAUCCAUCGCAACCUGUCAGUAAAACCCCUGCUUCAACUCCUGCACCUCAAACAGCUGAAACUGCUAAACCUUCCGAACCAGCACAUUCAGAUACUGGACAGCAAGCAGCUAUCCCAAGAACAGCGGUAAGACUAGAUGUAUCCAAGACACAAGGGUCAGAGGCAUAUGAGUACAUCAAGAGCGGUAACAUCAACACAUUUAAGCCAAAGGAUAACUAUGGAUUCCAUAUGGUAAAAUUAGGCAAUACAGUAUUGUGGGAGACUGAGGAUCCGAACAAAUAUGCUAAGAGAGUGGAUUACAGCACCAGUAGCUUUACGAAAAUUUCAGAAGUAAGGAUCGAUACCUUUAAUGGAUCGGAGGAAAAAUUCAUAAAAGAAGACCAAGACGCCUGGAAGCCUGCUACUGCGAUACCACUACAGCCAUUAACCGUAAACAUUAAGACUAGAACCAGCAAUAAUCAGUUUGACAGUACAUCGCACGGAAGCUAUAGGAAUUUCAUGGUGAAGUCUGGGUGGGCGUUCAGUAAAGUCAUUGAAUCAGGCAGCUUAGGAGGUGUUGGAGCUUCAGAUAAUGCACCAGCCAUAUGGCAGGCCACCGAUCGCAAUGAGUACGCAGUUAAAAUUAUCAGGGACGGAGCAGGACUUACUCAAAACAUCACAGAAAUGACAAUAUAUUUGUUAAACGGAGAGGAAAAGAAGUAUAAGAAGACAAAUGAUGCAUGGGCACCCCUAGUAACUAAUCAAAAUUAA
Molecule: messenger RNA, 2418 nt
Organism: Theileria orientalis strain Shintoku
Lineage: Eukaryota; Apicomplexa; Aconoidasida; Piroplasmida; Theileriidae
Exons: 1
Coding region: 1-2418 (805 amino acids)
Source: RefSeq, a predicted model, not a curated record